AGCAAAAAUUGAAUUGCUACAGUUAGUCAGCUGAUUACAUUCGUUAAAUUUAGUCAUUGUUUUUGAGUGCAGUGUUUUAUUUUUAUUUUAAAAAUAAACGAUCAAUAAUGUCGAACGUAAUUGAAUAUUCGUCUUGGAGAAGUCCAUUGUCAACUCGCUAUGCGUCAAAAGAAAUGCUUUUUAAUUUUAGCGAUCAAAAUAAAUUUAGCACAUGGCGCCGGCUCUGGAUUUACCUCGCGAAAGCACAAAAGGAAUUAGGUCUAGAUAUUAAACCGGAACAGAUUGCAGAAAUGGAAGCAAAUGUAAAUGAUAUAAAUUUUGAUGCAGCUGCGAAAGAAGAAAAGGCAACAAGACACGAUGUUAUGGCUCACGUGCACGUGUUCAGUGAGCAAUGCCCUAAAGCUGCUGCGAUUAUUCAUCUUGGAGCAACCAGUUGUUAUGUUGGUGAUAAUACCGAUCUUAUAGUACUGCGAGAAGCUUUUGAUAUCCUGCUACCAAAACUCGCGGGUGUUAUUAAACGAUUAUCUAAAUUUGCUGAAGAAUAUCAUGAUCUUCCGACUCUUGGUUUUACUCAUCUCCAGCCGGCCCAACUUACGACAGUUGGUAAGAGAGCAACUCUGUGGUUACAUGAUUUGCUGAUGGACGAACGAGCUCUUCGUCGCGCUCGUGAUGAUUUGAAAUUUCGUGGAGUAAAAGGAACAACUGGGACUCAAGCUUCUUUUCUUCAACUAUUUAACGGUAAUUCAGAAAAAGUUAAGCAACUAGAUGCAUUAGUCACUGAAAUGGCCGGUUUUAAGAAAUAUUAUUCAGUCACUGGUCAAACAUACAGCAGAAAAGUUGACAUCGAAUGUCUCAACACAUUAGCAUCUCUUGGAGCAACAGUUCACAAAAUCUGCAGCGACAUCAGAAUAUUAGCUAACAUGAAAGAAAUUGAAGAGCCGUUCGAAAGUACGCAAAUAGGCUCCAGUGCAAUGCCAUACAAAAGGAAUCCGAUGCGUUCUGAGCGUUGCUGUAGUAUUGCACGUCAUUUAAUGACCUUAGUAAACAAUACCUUGCAAACGGCUGCGAAUCAGUGGAUGGAAAGAACGCUUGAUGAUUCCGCUAACCGUCGUAUUACAUUAGCAGAAGCUUUUCUGUCAGCUGAUGUUAUUUUAAUGACGUUACAAAAUAUUACCGAAGGUCUUGUUGUCUAUCCAAAAGUUAUUGCGCGACAUGUCGCUCAGGAGUUGCCAUUUAUGGCUACGGAAAAUGUUAUUAUGGCGAUGGUCAAAGCUGGUGGUGAUCGUCAAGUCUGUCAUGAGAAGAUACGAGUCCUGUCACAUGAAGCUGGUGCACAAGUUAAGCAGCAUGGUUUAGACAAUGAUCUUGUUGACAGAAUUAAAAGUGAUUCUUAUUUCAAGCCUAUUUUUAAUCAACUUGAUAAACUUUUGGAUGCUUCAACAUUUAUUGGACGGUGUCCAGAACAAGUUAAGGAGUUUAUUGAAGAUGAAGUCCAGCCAAUCAUGGAACUUUACUCAGGACUUGAUCAAGGACGAGUUGAACUUAAUAUUUAAAAUAUUUUUAUUAUAAAUUACGGGGAUGAUUUUAUGAAAAUAAUUUUUUUUUUUACUGAUUGUAAAAUAUUUUUUUUUGUAUAAUAAAAAUAUAAUAUUUUUCUUGUACAACAA
Molecule: messenger RNA, 1667 nt
Organism: Microplitis demolitor
Lineage: Eukaryota; Metazoa; Arthropoda; Insecta; Hymenoptera; Braconidae
Gene: Adsl
Product: adenylosuccinate lyase
Exons: 5
Coding region: 108-1553 (481 amino acids)
Biological process (GO): 'de novo' AMP biosynthetic process
Cellular component (GO): cytosol
Molecular function (GO): (S)-2-(5-amino-1-(5-phospho-D-ribosyl)imidazole-4-carboxamido) succinate lyase (fumarate-forming) activity; N6-(1,2-dicarboxyethyl)AMP AMP-lyase (fumarate-forming) activity
Source: RefSeq, a predicted model, not a curated record